AGACAAUAGAUCCGUCCGAUUCCAUCUCAUGUGUAAAUUUCAGUCGGGGGUGGUAGUUAUUAAAGAUCGUGAGAACAUUAUCAAUUUCAUUUUCCGGUACAAUGGUAAUGAUGUCAUCAACAUAUCUAUAAAAGAAUGGAAUUGGUGAACUGUAACUUUUGUAAACAAUUGGUUUCUAGAUUAUCAAGAACAAUGUUAGCUAAAAUUGGGAAUAACGGAGAUCCCAUGGGACUGCCAUAUACCUGUUCAUAGAAUUGUCCCUCGAACCUAAAACUUCUAGAGCUUGAAACCAAAUUUACAGCAUGUAUAAAUUGCGGUAAUUGUAGUUUCGUAACAAUUGAAAUUUUGUUCCAUCGCUUUUUUAUGGACUCAAAAAUAAGCUCGUUUGGAACGUUUGUAAAUAAGGAAGUUACAUCAAGUGAAACUAAUCUUUGUUCAUUAUUAAUAUUAACAUUUUAUGUUGUCUAUAAAGAACAAGCUAUUAUCAAUAUGAGACUUCGGUUUGUUUAUCGAUUGUUCCAAGAUGUCAUGUAAGAAACUUGCAAUAUUGUAUAAUGGACUUUCAAUAGUUGAAACCAUAAUAUAUAACGGGAACUCAUUCUUGUGUAUUUUUGGAAGUCCAUAACAACGUGGCAAAUUGCCAUUAGUACAUCUAAGAAACUUAUAAGAGGUUUCGUCUAUAAUAUCGUUGUUACGCCAAACUUUAACCAGCUGAUUAAUUUUUGACGUGAGUUUUUUUAUAGGAUCUUUAUCUAGUUUUUUGUAUGUUGAAGUGUCAUCAAGUAAAUUGUUCAUUUUUUAAAUGUAAUCAUUUUUAUCCAUAAUAAUAGUAAUCUGUCCCUUAUCUGCCUUUGUAACAAAGAUGUCACCAUUUGUUUGCAAACAUUUUUUACGGUUACACGACAUUUUCCCGAAAACUAGAUGAGAAAAUGUUGGUACUAACCAAAUUCUCUAGGCAAUACCGUUUCAAUUUCUGCAGGUUAAUAAUACUGUUUAAGUAGUAAAUCCGCGAGUGUGCGGAGACGUUUUGACAUAUGCGCGCGCCAAAAUAAUAAAUAUUAAGUUAAAUUGUAACAUGUAAUUGAAAUUAAUGUUAAAAAAUUACAACUGAAUAUUAAGUACAUAGAGAUGAACAAGAAAAAAAAUGUUUUAUAUAUUUAUAUACAAGAUUUAUGAUUGAAAUUUGGUUUUCCAUAUUAAAAUCAUUGUCAGCCGAGAAACAAAAUCUGUGCAAGAUAAAAUAGAAACAUAAAGAAGGAAGAGGGAAAGAAAUAAAUGGAGAAUAAACAAAUAUAUAUCAGAUAAGUAGUUAAUAUCUUUAUAAGAAAUUAUGUAUUCUAUAUGUGCUUUUUGUAGAUGAACCGAUUCUUUUCUUGAAUUAAUUUUUUGUUUCAGCUUCUUUGCUAAUUGUAGAAUGUUGACAGCUGGACCAUCAGAGAACAAUUCCUUGCCGAGUAUGCUGUCAAAUUCUAAGCCUGCUACUUCCUUGAGUAUGCCAAAAUUGUAAGCAAAAAGUUGAUAUCACAUUGUAACAUCAAGUAUUAUUUCGUAAGUAAACAUAUACUAUUUGGAGUAAAACAAAUUAUCGUUAAAGAAAUAUUUUGAUAUCAUUAUUUUUGUAGUUAAUAUGUGUGUGUGUGUGUGUUUGUGAGUAUAAUUCAUUUAAAAUAAUUAUUAGUUUAUUAAUUAAAGUUACAUUUUAGUUAUAGUAUAAGAAGGCUCGUGAUAUUACUUGGGUUGAAUUAGAUGAAGACUAUCUUAGAUUUAAGAGGUGUUUUCUACAGCAUACACUUGGCGUUUUUUUUACCGUUUUUAAAAAGAUAAUUUUGGUUUAUUUUACAUCAAAUAGUGUAUUCACUUAUGAAAUGAUCCUCGAUUGUUGGACAAGCAUCCAUCGCUACUUCUAAAUCCAUUCUUGUAAAAGCCAAUGUAGGUAGCACAUUUUCUGUUUGCUGAAAGAUAAAAGGUGUAUACCGAUUAGCAGACUAUAUAACAAAAUAACAGUAAACAAUGAGCAGGUCUAUCGAAAGCGUUCAUGACAGGUUGACGAUAAACACAAUAGUAUCCCAGAUAGCACAGAGAUUCAAAAAGAAUUCAUAAUUGGUAACAUAAUUGGUAACAUAAUUGGUGACGUACAAUUGAGUUCUUUUUAAACUCUCCGUGCUAUCUGGGAUCUCUUAGUUUAAAUAAUGUCGGUACAUUGCUGAGACAAAUAGCACAUAUGCUUUGUAGAACAAACAAUUUCGACAAACCUGCUCUCAGUUUGUUGUAUCAAUCUGUUACUGCUGUUGUGAGUGCAUCACACUCACAUGUCGCAAGCGAUAGACGGUGUCGCAUGACACCUCGCGCGCGGCCAUCGCCCGGCCUACAUACCGGGCGUCGCACCGGGAAACGUACCCGGUUGCCUAAGACUCAACACCCAAAAUCAUCUGAUUUUGGGGUGGAAUCCGCAUGGCCAGCAAUUGCUGGCUCAGCGAGUAUCCUGUCCAAAGGCCUAUGACCGCGGAAGUACCUUCCCUGGUCAUACGCCUAAAAACGGUGUAUAUAUACACCGUGCGACAGACAACGAGCGGGCUUUGUCACACCGUAUACAGCGACUCACGUAUGUCGCCGACUCGUUAAUAUUUGUUACGGUUCAUCAUAAGUGUUAUCAAGUGUACUAACAAUAAGAAUAUACAUAUAUAUCCUGAUAUCACAACUGGCUAUAUUCUCUCGAAGACCUGACCCGAGGAGCAUCGGCAGACGAUCCCUAAUCCCUGUGACCCUUUAUUAAAGAAGGGCCACAACAAAUCUGGUGGCAGCGGUGGGAUACACUGCCGAAGAACCUACAAGGAAAGUACUCCCUAAUGGACGCAGAGUCUAGAAGAGAACAGCUAAAAAGGGAAAAGAGCGGAAGCCGAUCAGAGCGAACUAAACUCGCCAAAGAUCCUGCACCACGCAGCCGAGCCGAUCAGCUGAUCUGCGGACCCGAGAUCCAGCAAGGAAGACAGCCAUCGAGCCAGAGCUCCGCCAUCGGACAGCGCAACAGCGAUAGCGGCGUAAUCGGAGAAGACACCGACCUACCGCAUCGUGAUUCACCAGCCAAGCGGCGAAACGACGGACGACAGCAUGCAACGAUAUACUGCGUUAAUGUAAGUCCGAUAAAUCUUGUAAUGCGAAAUAGAUUAUAAGUUAGCGCGUCCGAAAAAUCCCGAAAAUACGCAAGCCCCCGGUAACCUAGUUAUCGAAAAACAACCUUAGCAAGUGAUUAGAAUAGGCGAAUGUCCGACAAUAGUAACUCGCCUAUACGCAACGAAUCGUGGCUCUUCAGUGCAGCUGCAGCGCGAUCAAUACAUUAUUUAGAAUUAGAUCUUGCCUGGCGAUCGGCCCAAGCUCUUCGCGAGGAUCGGGAUAACGUGCGCAGAGCUUUAGAAUAUCCCCCCGAAGGCAACAGCGAGUUACCCGAGUACGUGGUACGCGAGCGAGAAUUUCCCUUCACGAGUCUCGAUUCAAGUUUAUUCGAAUACGCAACACGAUCAGAAUUGCCGGAACCAGACCGUGAGAUCCGACGAACGAGACCAUACGUUAGCCGGACCCCGAGUCGCGUAUCCUCACGAGGUGAAUUUUCAUUGACCUCGUACGAUUCGGAUAUAUUUAACCCGGAAGAAAUUCUCGACCGAUACAUAAUGAGUGCCAACGACCAAGCACAGUCAUCGGGCGCUGAACAAACGGAAGCGCAACAAUUUAUGGCUGACGCGGAAAGAGAGCUACAGGAAAUACAUCAAACAAUUCGCGAAAAUCCAGCCGCCAGGGUAGCACAGCUCAACGUAGCGAGAGAAAGGGACGACGAAGUCCGGGAUACACUACGCGCCGUAAUUCAAGAAAUCCGUCGGUUGCAAACAGAUAUCGAUGCCGUGCGAGAAACACAACUGCACACGCAGCGCAUUUACGAUCAUCGCCCGUCGCGACCGAACCCGAGAGAUACGACCAUUAGAGAUCAAGACGAUGACGUUCGACAUCGAAGAGGCCGCGGGACACUACCGUUAAAGGAAGCGCGUUGCAUGAUCCCAGAAUUCGAUGGGAAUGCAAGUAAACUGCAGGAAUUCUUAAGCGCAAUGACAUACGCGGUAGAAAAUAUUGACCCGGCCGACGAAGUGACGCUAUUAGGCGCGAUAUUAUGCACCAAAUUAAAAGGUCGUGCCAUGCUGGAUUUCCAAACGCGAAAAGUCCGAGAUUUCGAGCAAUUAAAACAGGAGCUAGAAGCGUGUUACGCUAGUAAAAAGAGCACCACGCAUUUACAAAUCGAGUUUAAUACGCUCAAACAAAGAACUGGGGAAAACGCGCGAACAUACGGACUCCGCGCCGAUAAAUUAACCAUGGACCUGUACGAGUCCAUGAUAGAGGGUCGACAACACUACACGACCGAAAACAAACGCGCGAUACUCGAUAUUUUACAGCAACAGGCACUCGAAAACUAUCAAAUUGGACUUAACGACGACACAAAAGCCGUAGUCCGAUCGCGCGGUUACGCGACACUGCAAGAAGCAAUAGCCGCUGCUAGCGCGGAAGAGCGGAUAAAAGGAACAGCCGCUAACCGACCCAAGCCGAAAUACAAUACGCUUGGCGGAGACAACUACAAAAAUAAAUUACAAUGCCGCAAAUGUGGAAAAAUGGGGCACCAUGGUAAAGAUUGCCGAAGCAGCCGGUAUGCAAACCGUUUUUCGUUACCGCAACCGGAGAAACCACGCGUCAAUGCAGUCGACAAAUUUUGCAAACACUGCAAGAAACGCGGCCACACUCGGAAUGAAUGCUGGCACCUAAACGGAAAAGCUAGAAAUAAAACGUCAAAAGGCCCCCAAGGACCGCGACACAAUAAUAUAAAAGAUAAUAAUACGCGAAAAACAAUUGAAUCGCGAAAGAAAAAGAACUCCGAUUCCGAAUCCAGUAGCGAAGAAGAAAGAGGAUCAGCUGGAAAGCAAGAUAAGUACGCGCGCUCGUAUCAAAUUGCGCAAGUAACCCGAGCCGCCCAGCCGAGAAGCGGCCUUGACCAAAUCACGCUCCCAAUACAGGAGACGCGAGCAGGGGAGAUUGACAUGCUUUUUGACUCAGGCGCAACUCUCUCACUAAUAAAAGUAAAAACUUUGAAAGGGAAAACCAAAAUUUCCCCCGAAAAAAUUACCCUAGCAGGGAUAACUGGCCACAAAAUGCACACCAUCGGAAGCAUGCAGGCCCAUAUUAAACUAGGCGAGCAAGUAUUAGAACAUACUAUGUACGUAGUCAAGGACGAUUUCCCCAUGGAGUACGACGGAAUACUUGGACUCGACUUCAUGAAGAAGCACCGCGUAGUCUGUGAUUACGACAAACAGCAAUUAAAAAUAGCAGGCGUCACAUUUAAGCUAAGACCCUGUGGCAAAAUUAUUCUACAACCGCGCAGUGAAACUAUAGUACGAGCCAUCACUAACCGAAAUCAAUCCGGAGUGGUGCAAGCCAAGGAAACCAAACCCGGGGUAUAUAUCGGCCGAUGUCUGGUUGAACCAAAAAAUUUUGCAUGCGCAAUUAGCGUAAUAAAUACAACCGACAAGCCAAUAGAAAUACGUACUCCGCACGUGACCAUAGAAGAUCACGACGAAAACGACUAUCAGAUAUACGCUGUUAUUAACGAAGCGGAAUGUACAAAUAAACCACGGAGCGAACGAAUCUGACAAACACUACGCACCCGGCACCUCAACUGGGAA
Molecule: messenger RNA, 5714 nt
Organism: Monomorium pharaonis (pharaoh ant)
Lineage: Eukaryota; Metazoa; Arthropoda; Insecta; Hymenoptera; Formicidae
Exons: 2
Coding region: 3261-5681 (806 amino acids)
Biological process (GO): proteolysis
Molecular function (GO): nucleic acid binding; aspartic-type endopeptidase activity; zinc ion binding
Source: RefSeq, a predicted model, not a curated record